CCUCACUCUGUUCCACCACUCUCAUUUCUCUCUCCUUCUCAACUCACCAUGGUCCAAGCCUCCCAAAAGAACCUCUGGGUCGCCGCCUCCGACGGCGACCUCGAGCGCGUCAAGACACUCAUCGACGCCGGCGCGUCCCCGAACGACCGCGACGCGCACUCGUACACGCCGAUGCACGCCGCCGCGUCGUACGCCCACCUCGCGUUGCUCGAGUACCUCGUCUCGGUCGGCGGGGACGUCAACCUCCCCGACGACGACGGGGACACGCCCCUGUAUACCUGCGAGAGCGUGGAGGCUGCGCGGUGGUUGGUGGAGCAUGGGGCGGAGGUGGGGCACCGGAACGAAGAGGGCGUGACGGCCGCGGAAUCCCUCGCAGAAGACCACCCCGCCGUCGCAGCCUACCUGCGCUCGCUGACGGGCGACGCGGCACCCUCGGCGCCCGAAGACGCCGUCUCGCAACACGCGAUGGACGCGUACGCGUCGCGCCAGACCAACGACUUGCUCGCACAAGCGCAGGAGAUCAUGGCGCAGGCCGAGCGCGACGGGAGCGAUCCGGACGCGGCGCUGCGCGCCGUCGUGGAGCGUGCUGUGCGGGAAGGCUUCUCAUUCGGCGCCGAGCAAGGCGGGAGCGAGACGGAAGAGGGGGCUAAGCGGAGUCGGCAAGAAUAGGCAAGAUAGACUAUAUGGUGCCGCUCGUAAGCAUGUGGCAUGCAUCAUCCAGACUUAGAUUACUAUCGUGC
Messenger RNA from Cutaneotrichosporon oleaginosum, 740 nucleotides. RefSeq lists its product as uncharacterized. NCBI's taxonomy places the organism in Eukaryota, Fungi, Basidiomycota, Tremellomycetes, Trichosporonales, Trichosporonaceae. Gene Ontology annotation, molecular function: protein binding. The record is from RefSeq and is a predicted model, not a curated record.